UGAAGGCAGCGCGGCGGACUGGAGGGGGAAGAGUUGUCACUGUGUCUCCAGCUCGUCUCCAGCAGCCAUGGCCGGGAUUAAAGCUCUCAUCAGUCUGUCCUUCGGAGGGGCCAUUGGUCUCAUGUUCCUCAUGCUUGGAUGUGCCCUCCCUGUAUACGAUAAAUACUGGCCUCUGUUCCUUCUCUUCUUCUACAUCCUCUCUCCGAUCCCGUACUGCAUCUCGCGGCGGGUGAUUGACGACACAGACUCGGCCAGUAACGCCUGCAAAGAGCUGGCCAUCUUCCUCACGACGGGCAUCGUCAUCUCAGCCUUCGGCCUGCCCGUCGUCUUCGCUAGAGCUGAAGUUAUCGCCUGGGGGGCGUGUGCGCUUGUGCUAACGGGUAACAUGGUCAUCUUCGGCACCAUCCUGGGCUUCUUCCUCGUCUUCGGAUCCAACGACGACUUCAGCUGGCAGCAGUGGUAAAGCAGCAGCAGAGGGAGGGGAACGGGGGGGCGUGGGAGGGACCUUAGUCUGAACUGUUUUUAUUAGCGUUAUUAUUAUUAUUAUUAUGGUAUUACUGUUUGGUUAUCGUUGGUGUUAUUUAUAUGAUGACCACCACCCAUCAAUAGACCAAACCAGUGCAAUACGCUGUUUUUCUUUUCUUGUCUUUACUGCCUGCAUCAUGUUGAACUGACAUUAUAGUGGGAUGGAAAACUGACUCCGAUUUUGAAUCCUUCCACAUUUUGCUCUCUGACUUCUGCGUUUGUGAGUUUUUCUCCAUCUGUGCUUCAGCUUUUUUCGUUUUUGAGCAACGUUGAACAAAAUUACGUUAUCUGUGAGACUAAGAACAAAUAGAACGUCUAGGACACUAAAAUAUGAUUUCACCAAAAGGACAGGGUCAUUUUCUGACUUCUACUUUGUCCCGAUUAGUUGAUUCGCUGAAAAUGCUGUGAAUAAGCUUUUUUUUUGUUCCAUAUAGAGAAGCAUGAGUUUCCACUGCGUUGAGAGUGCGUCCACACAACCACACCUGAACUCUGCUGCAGGUGAUCCUGCUGUCCUCAAUACUCCGGAGUUCUAGAGCCAACUCAUCAUGGCUGUUUUAUUAUUUGACCUGAAUCUAUAAGAAUGAAAAUCUGUCUUUUAUUUUCACUCACAACCUUCGGACCUUUUUAAAAUGUAAAUUUAAAAUGUGAUCGUUAUCUCUGUGUCUCCUGACAUGAAACAAGGAGGCGGUGGUUUGUUUCCUCUCAGAGAAGAGAAGAGGAUUAUAUUCAAACAGGCCACUGCAGAGAUCAAAUUCAACUGACUCUGUGAUUUCCCCGGUGCCGACCAGAUGCAGGCUGCUUAUUCAUCCGAGUUGUUUUGCAUCUGAUAGCGCUCACUUCCCCAAACGCCUGAGUUAGCCUCACAGGGUCAGGUCAAGAGAGCACGAACAAGCCAGUAGUAGCUUCCAGCUAGCGUAGGAUAAGCUGGAGGGCAGCAGCCAGGCAGCGGUAAGACCUGGGUUACUUAUAGAGACGGCCCGGUCAGCCGCUAACAGCCCCUAAGCUUUUAAAUGUGACUCCCCUGACUGGACUCCUUCAAAAUAAAAGAAUCCAGACGCUAUGUUCAUGAUUGAUUUAAAACAUUCGGUCCAGAUUCUGAGUUAAUUCCAUUGAUUUUUUUUCCUCACACCAGCAUUUCCCCCCUGGAUUAGAACACAAGUUACGUUUCAAUUAUUUCUUUUUUAAGUUUUUUAUUUUAUUUCCUCGUCCUGUGUGAAGGAAAUGUGUACGUCGGUUUGUUAAAUCUGUUCUGGGAUCAGGUCGGUGUCGUUAUGUUUAAUUUAAUUAGCGCCGGCUAAACACGGAUUUAAGCAUCUGCUGCCUCGUCUGAGCACCGAGCGUCGAACAUGUUAGACUUUUAUUUACUGUUGUUUGGAAACGUGUUCUCUGGAAGAUUAAGAGUUAGCAUUUCUUAUUUUUUUCAUAUUUUGUCCAUUUCAAGAAGUUUUGUCACCUUGGGCGGCAAUUAAUUAAUUAAUUUGUAGAUAUAUUUUUUUCAAUCAGUUGAUUUAUAAAUUGGUCCAUAAAACAUCUACUUUCACACCACAGAACACAAGGUGAUGUCAAAUCUUUAAUUCAUUCUAGACAAAGAAAAUCAGUAAAUUCUUACAGUUCAGAAAUUGGAGAAAUCAAUUUGGUUGCUUGAUAAAUGUCAAAUGAUGAAUCGAUCACCAAGACAGUUGCUCCAUAAAGUGAUAUUAAUCGUUGCAGCUCUAAAUUAUAUUUUUGUAGCUGGGUUUCCACACAGCAGAUUUCCAAUGGAAGUUUUGUAUUGUGUUGAAGACGCUCAUAGUUUUCACUGAUUCUUUCCCACAGUUACUGUUACGUCUCAAAUGUUUAAAACCCCUUUCUAUGAUUUUACAAGCACUCAUUCAUUUUGACAAAACUUGCUUUAAAGGUGUCGUUGAAAAUCAGGGUAAAUACAGGAUGUUUAUCACUUUGAGGCUGAGGAGGAGACGUCAGUGCUCGUGGGAGCCGGGAGGAGAUUAAAAACUAAAAACUCUCAAACUUAAAUCCCUUAAGUUCACAUGUGUUAACUUGUCUGUUAAAUUCACACAGGAAUUUAAAUUUUAAAACUGAAAGUGUGGUUUUAGAGUAAACCAUUUAUUUAUCUAGAAGUUGUUUGAGUACAAUUACCAACGAGCCACAACAAUAAAAAUCUGUUUUAUAUAUUGUGGUUAUAAAGUGUAUUUAACUUUUACUACAACAUAACUUACUAACAAAGUAAGUUUCAUGUCACUCAGCAUUAAAAAGAUUUGACAUUCUGCCUCUGUCCUAUUUUAUCAAGAGGAACAAAAACCAAAUUUGUUAAAACGUUUUUAAACUUUAACGUUUCAGUUGGUAAAUUAAACUCUUUCUGAGGAAAGAAUGAUUUGGAACCCAGGACUCACACUGUGACCUGACGGCUGCUUCUCAGCACGAUGACCCGGCGCUCACCGUCCACGCCGUGUGGAAACACUUCCUGUGUGGCACCUGAUUCUUCCAGAGAUCACAACCUCAGUGAAGGCAUUGAUUGUAUUAAAAUGGCGGGUUUUAUGAUUUAUGUCGAAAAACAACCAUUAUUUAAAUGUUGAAAACUACUGACAUGAUUUGUGCAUGUUUAUUAUUAUUUAUGUGACACCACUUUGAAUCUAAAAGAAAAAGCUCUUAACAGUAGGUUGACCCCCUGGUGGUCGGUGAGCCCGUCUGUGAGAAGGGGGACUCCAUGUUGUUUCCUGAGGCAUGAACGACCGUAUGAAUUUAAAGCUUCGUUCUCUGACUUCCUGUUUCGUUUCUGAAUUCUCUCCCUGAUGUGAGUUCCUCUCUGUGUUUCUGUUCUGAGCACAGAUUUGUUUUUCUCACACAUUCGGGAGGAUGCUGUAUUUAUUUAUUUGAACGGAUGAUUUGCCAUUUUCUAUUUACAACUUUUGUGUUAAUGAAGCAGAAGUCAACGGGUUGCUUUUUCCUUUUUUUCUUUUCUCUUCUUUUUUAAAUAAACGCCAUUACUGAA
This is a messenger RNA of Platichthys flesus (European flounder), 3514 nucleotides long. RefSeq names its product leptin receptor overlapping transcript like 1 (gene leprotl1). Gene Ontology annotation, biological process: negative regulation of growth hormone receptor signaling pathway; late endosome to vacuole transport via multivesicular body sorting pathway. Lineage: Eukaryota; Metazoa; Chordata; Actinopteri; Pleuronectiformes; Pleuronectidae. Gene Ontology annotation, cellular component: endosome. The record is from RefSeq and is a predicted model, not a curated record. The coding region runs from base 68 to 463 and encodes 131 amino acids. The transcript has 4 exons.